GAAGAAACACUUGGAUGAUGAUCUCAAACAAUAUGGUGCAUUAUGAUUACUCCAAAUUUGACCAAAUAUAAAUGAAAUCUUUAACCACCAUAAAUCAAAAUGAAAAGGGGUGAAUCAACGGAAGACCUAAUAUUCAAUGGUCAGACUCAUUCCCCAGAAGAUAUCAUUGGUGAAACAUUAUUCCCUAUGACACAUGAUGGGUCUAUGGGAGCCAACACUAUAGCUGCCGAUGCUAUUGCGACAGCACUACCUACAAAACCUCAAAACAAUGCAAGCAACACAAGAAAGGUCACUAAGCGCCAAACUAGUAAGACUGAAAAUAAACUGGAAAAUGAGAAAAGAUCUGGUCAUGGCAAGGACAAAAAUGGUUAUGGAUUAAGAAAGAAGGAUUAUGAAUCAGGAGAGAAGAAAGGAUGUAGCUACCCAAGACCAAUUGUGACACAUCAGCUCAGUGUAGAUGACAGUUGGAUAAAGGUUGAACUCCCUGAAUCUGGCAGUAACAUCACCCCCUACACUAAGAUACCACGUGAAUAUAAACUGAAGAUAUUUGUUAUGGUUCUAUCUGUGGUGAUCAUAGUCAGCACUAUCCUUAUAUGGUAUUUCCACCCAAAUACCAAUGGCAAUAUCAGAUUGGGUGACCAUUUAAAACUAGGGAGAAGAUCCAGAAGGCUAAUAUUAGACAAUAUUGAAGGAGAAAUCGUGCUUUAUGCUGAUUUAGGAACUAGGUUACCGCAAACAAAUCCAGUUGGUUGUGCUCCCUUGGAAGAAGAAAGAGAUGAAAAUCUUAAUGAGCUUUGCCUUGGUUUUUUGGAGAUUGGACAAUUAAACGUAAGCAGAAGUAACCAUGGUUACAAAGAUAAAACAAUUGAGUGUUAUGAUAUUAACUGGAGCCUUGUUUACGAUUAUGAUUUAACGGAUUGCUUUAAAUUUGGAAAUGCUCAUUGGUAUGGAGGGGGUACCAUAAAUGGUUAUCCAUACCCCUUGGAAAAUAAAACAGUGGAUGGUGCUUCCUUUUUGACAGGUAGAAUUCAAGAUGGAGACGAAUUUGGGUCCGUUUUAAAUCCAAGUUGGUUCAAUAGCAAUGGCGUUUCCAUUCAAAUGGACCAGUCAUUGCCACUAUACAUCAGCAUUUCCCAUGAUUCCAAGAAUGCAGCUGACAGUGGUGAAAUGUGCAUUUCAUCAAAAUGUGAUAAUGUGUCAUAUGCUUCCAAUUGUGAGACAUCAUCAAUGAGAUACACGAUAUGUAGUGCAGGAGAUAAUAGUCCAAGAACAAUACAAGGAUUUUUAAAAAAUCAUCAAAGCUCAAACUCCAGCGCAUCUGAAAUCAAUACAAAAUACAUAACACACCCUGUAUGGUCAACGGCUGCAGUUUAUGGAGGAAAUCUUACUUCUGGCGAUCUGAAUUCAUUCAUCAAUGAAAUUGCAAAGCAUUCAGAAGAGACAGAAGAUGAACUCGGCACUGUUAUUAUAGAGGAAGGCUGGCAGGGUGUGGAAGGUGACCUUGAGUUUGAUAAUGCACGAUUUGAGAAUAUAAGACAAAUUCUGGCCCAUGCAGAGAAUUUAGGAUUUGAGAUUAACAUAGCAGUGACACCUUUUAUUGCAGUUGAGAGUGAGAUUUUCCAUGAAACUGUUCGGCAAAACCUUUUGGUAUCUGAUGCAAGUGGAGUUGUCCCUGGUCUGACAGCUCUUGAUAGCAAUAUUGUUGCAGUCUUGGACUUCACUUAUAACACAACCCAGGAGUGGUUCAUAGAUAGAUUAAAGACACUAGCGCGCUCAUAUGGGAUUGAUUCAUAUGUGUUCAAAUAUGGGCAAGUUCGCUCAUUACCAUAUCAACCUCAUUUCCACUCUCGUGAGACAUCUCCGAGUCAGUUUUCAAACAGUCUCAGUCACAUUGCAUCGAGUAUUAAUUCCAAGGUUGUGACAAGCUCAUAUUAUGGGCAGCAAAGCAUUCCCAUCUUUAUGCAAAUGAGUCCUAUGAUGUCAUCUUGGAAUCGAACCAAUGGGAUCAAAGGGGUCAUUCCAGCAAUUCUCGCUCAUAGCGCAAUUGGGAAAACAUUUGUGAUUCCUCCAUCUGUAGGAGGAUUCACAGAUAAUUCCUGCUCAGAUAGUGAAUUAUUUAUUCGCUGGUUUCAGUUGUCAAUAUUCCUUCCUGUGCUCCACCUAUCAGUACCCCCAUGGUACUGUAUUCAUAACAACAAGCUGGUACUAGAGAUUGCUUCCGAAUUGUUGCUCAUACGUAAAAACAUUGUUAUACCCAAACUUUUACAAACGAUCAAAUAUAUCGAGUCAAAUUUAACUGAUGGUUCAGAAUUGAUAAAUCCAAUAUGGUGGAUUGCUCCAAAUGAUGAUGUUGCUUUGACAGUUUCUGAUCAAUUCUUGAUAGGAAGCGACCUUUUAGUCGCGCCUGUGCUUGAACAAGGUGCUACAAGCAAGCAGGUUUAUUUGCCUGUUGGUACAUGGCAAGACAUAAAGGGGGAUAAACAUGAAGGUGGGAGUUGGGUACAUUAUGAUGUGUCUCUUACAGAUGUUUUAUAUUUUAUCAAGCAACCUUCAGUAGAUUGACCAAUGGAGGGCUCAAGGAAAGAAAACUGAAAAUUGUUGAACAUUAUUAUCAUGCAUUUCUGUACCUUUGGUAAACCUACUAGGCCUAUAUCAUUUUUUUGGGUAAACGACAGUGCUUCCAUAUAUAUUUAUAUAGAACUAUUAUUUGCUUUAAUUUCUAGUCUAAACUGCACUGUAUCAGGAUAGUGUCCUCAUAUGAAUUUGAAUAUGAAUUCAUACCAUGACAAUACACAUAUUUUAAGACUGUAUAUAUAGUGUAUAAUGCCAGUCAACUGGAAUUUAUUAUUUAAUUUAUUUUAAACAGGUCUUAUGACAUACAACCAUGACAGAGGUAUGCUUAAAGCAGCUAAAUAAUAUUUUAGUAAUAUUUUUUUUAUAAUUCAGUGACUGUGGUGAUUAUUAUUGAAUUUGUUAAUUGUUUCCAGUUAUAG
Owenia fusiformis is the source of this 2993-nucleotide messenger RNA. Lineage: Eukaryota; Metazoa; Annelida; Polychaeta; Sabellida; Oweniidae. The record is from the annotation of a GenBank genome assembly.